This is a messenger RNA of Pelagomonas calceolata, 1363 nucleotides long. NCBI's taxonomy places the organism in Eukaryota, Pelagophyceae, Pelagomonadales, Pelagomonadaceae. The record is from the annotation of a GenBank genome assembly.
GGUUUCGCGUUUUUGUGCAGGGAUUCUCUGCGUUUAUUUUUGUGGUUUGAUUCCUUUCGCGGUGUGAACGGACCGAGCUGCGCGGUCGCCGCGGCGGCGUCUGCGCUGACUUAUUAUUUUGUGGUGACUUGAGCUAACUCUGCCGCUGCUAGGGCGGAUGCGGUCGGAAGCUGUCAGCCGCUUUGCGCUGGCGUCAAGUGCUUCUACAAGCCGCGGCGCUUGCUCUCGGCUGCGAUAACGCAGUCCUUUUUGCGAGGCGAUUUUGUGGUCGAGCCUAGCGUCCAGUAAGACACUAGCAAGCACGCGAAAUGCAACCUCGAGGGCCCAAGGGUCUCCAGACUCGUGCCGCACGGGGUCCUGGCCAUAGGAGGAGAGAUCAAAAGCUCUUUAGGUCCACUAGACUUUCAUGCUCGCGGUCCCGGCGAUUCAGGCAGUAAGCGUGCUAUAAGACGUGUGAUACGGUGCCACCGAGACAACUCCCUUCACAGCGUUACCAGACGACAGCUGUCGACCGCCGAGACGAGCGAGCAGCGGCCGCGACGGCUAGCGAGCGAGCUAGACCGGUUGAGCCUGCACUGCUGCCUGCGGCGCGCGCGGACGCGCUAGCUCCCGCGGCGGGCUAAAAGCCGGGCGCUGGACGACUCCAGUCGCAGCGGUGCCCUGGCUAAGUCGCUCGGACGGGCGUGUGGGCUCCGUAGCCGAAGACGGUCGAGCACGCGCCGCCGACCACACGAACAGAGCAGUGACCCCGCCCCCCCACGCGCAGGCACGCGACAUAAAACCAUGGCACCAGCAAAGAAAGGCGGCCGAGCAAAGGGCGAGGCCAGGACCCCGCGGUCCUACCCGGCCUACGACGUCAAGGCGUCGAAGGGCCCCGCGCACAAGCAGAACCCGCAGAAGCUGCGGGAAUCGCUGAAGCCCGGUGCCGUACUGAUCCUGCUCGCGGGCCGAUUUCGCGGCAAGCGCGUCGUUCUCCUCAAGGCGCUCGAGUCUGGUUUGUUGCUCGUGACGGGCCCGUUCGCCGUCAACGGCGUGCCGAUCAAGCGCGUCAACGCGGCGUACGUCAUCGCGACGUCGACGACGGUCGACCUGUCGAGCGUACCCAUCCCGGCCAAAUUAAACGACGCCUACUUCGCGCGGGAGAAGGCGAACAUCGGCGAGAAGGACGACAACUUCUUCAGCGCGGACAAGCCGGCGCCGCCGGUCGAGACGAGCGACGAGCGCAAGAAGGACCAGAAAGCGAUCGACGACAAGUUAUUGAAAGUGAUCGAGAAGACGCCCAUGCUGAAGGCGUACCUGGGCGCGCUCUUCACGCUGACGAAGGGCAUGAAGCCGCACGAGAUGAAGUUCUGAGCUAGUUUAG